GACGAAGCAAGUAAAAUCAUAGAUUAUCUGUCUCCAUCUACGACAGCAUCAAAUUAGGUCUUAUAGGAAAAUUAUUUAUGGAAAAUGGCGACUUUGUCGCUGCCUUCCGCUCUACCAGAGCAGAAUGGAGCAAUGAAGGCACACCACGAGAAUGGCAGUGACCAUGAUACGGUGCUGCCAAAUCUUAUGCAGAAGCUGCAGAUGACCACAAAGCAGAUCAAAGCAUGGUCUCAAACAAGUCAGAAACUCAGACUGGCUAUGUCCAAGUACACAGACCCAGAUCCGGUGGACCCAAAUCGGCUCAAAAAAUGCUUAGACAAGCUGAAGAUGGCCAUCAAAGUUACCUCAGUGCCAGCAAUGAAUGAGAGGCUUGAUGCCAUUGCUAGACAAGUUGGGUUAAAAGCCAACUGGAGCAUAGAUAAUGUGUAUCUCAGUUCAGACUGCUUCUAUGUGGAAGUGCUUUUAGCACCUAAUGGCGGCGUUAAAGAUGUGAUUCUGGUGCAUGGCAUGAAUGGUAAUCUACAGAGUUGUGAGGAGAUGUGUGACGUGUUGAAGAAGAAUGACUUCAAGGAGUUCACGGAGCAUCUCAAAGGAUUAUGUCAGAUGUACCAGCUGGGUGGAGACAGUAAAAUGAAAACGACAGCUUUCAACUGUCUGCAGGCUCUGGAGGUAGAUAUCAAGACUCUCUUUCACAUCAGUGGUAUCAAGUUUGGUGCAUCACAGCAGCAAGGUGGAAGCCCUCUUCUUCACAUCACCAAGGGCUUUGUGGGAUACCUAACACCACGAGUAGGAGGUCAUCUGAUGCGUCUCACCUACUUUGUGUCUCCAUAUGAUCUGCUGGAUGUGGAAAAGAAGCAAACAAAAGAACUCUCCCUGAAAGAACCGUUGCCAAAGGAUUUGGGCUUAUCAGUGACUGUGAGUAUAGAGACAGCAGCUCAGAGGAAGAUUCAGACAGGUCCUACUGUGAUGGUUACAGACAACAAGAUCACCAAUGUAAUGCCAUUAGGCAAUCAAAACAGUAUUACCAUCCCUGCAUCGUUUGUGUUAAAGCUAAGUGAGCCUAUGCCUAUGUCACUCAUCCUUCUCAAACAACUGCAAAAUAUCUCAGGUGUUUCUACACAGUAUGCUGAUCCUACUGCUGCUACUCCUCUCAAUACACUCAUCUGUAAAUUCACUCUAGACCCAGUCACUUUCCUACAGAAUCAGGCCAAAGAAGGUCGCAGUAAUAAAACUAAAAACUACAUUGUGGAACUACCUGAUCAGCAUCAUUCAUACAUCAUCAACGAUGGGACCAAUCCCAACGACCUACGAGACAUGCAAGGUGCUCUGCUCUCUAAGAUCACCUUCACCUUACCUAAUACUGUAGUUAAGAUCAUCGCACUUCUCAGACAGCAGGCUGUCUAUAACACUCUCAUCGCUAGCUGUGUCAGGAGCAAAGAUGGUCAAGAACCUCAUGAGGCUGUGCUAUUUGAAGUGACCCCUUACACCAAUCAGAAGUUAACAGUCACCUUUGAACAUCCAGCCAGGGAAGGAGUUGCAUGUGUCGAGUUGGACUUGACUGACCAAUCUGCAGUCAAAGCCAAACUCCAUAGUGGUCCAAGUGAGGAACCUUUCUGUUCUGAUGACUAUGCAACCAGAGUGCUUCAGAAAUGUCUCUCUAUUCCUAUCACUAUGAGAGCCAUCAUGAAGAAAGCUGAGCAAUGGCUGGAGAUGCAAGAAUCCAAGAAAUCGGUGAGCCUGCCACCAGCCCCGUCCUCUGGUCCAUCAGGAGGUUCCGUCUUUGAUCCUAUGAGUGGUUUACAUCGUCAUACUGGUCUAGGUGGUGGUGGCCAUGGAGGUACUUUCUUUCCCAGUCAUCGCCCGCACCAAUCCUCCUACUCCCACCAACUCCAGUCUCAUAGUAUCCUGAGUGAUCUUACUACCACCAUGUCAGCCAUCUUGCCUCAUGGAGAGGGCUUUGAUAUGCACAGUGAUAGACCAACCAAAGUGGCACAGAAUCCUAUGUUGGCAAGUCUCCUGCAGCAUGCUGCUCUUGCAGUGAGCACAUCAUCUCUAUCCAUUCCACCUCCAUCCUCGUCACCUAUGUCGUCACCACCGCUAGCAUCUGGACCAAAGCCUCACAAGAACCCAAUGCUGAUGAAUCUCCUGCAGGAACACAAUACUCUGACUCCUGUAGCAGCCAUUGCUCAACCUGUUGGCUCGAUGGGAAGGAUGAUUCGCAGGGGGAAGCGUGGGAGGUCAGUCAGUGUGGACAAGUCACCGAAGCGACAGCAGAGUGAAGAGGAACAUGAUUUUGAUGACAUACAUGGCCAUCGCCCUCCUGGGCUUCAUCAUAGACUCUCAGAUACUCAUGGCAAGAUGGCAAGCCAUGCCAUGGACCCACCAAAGGCAAUGCACACAGGGGAGCUCUCAGCUCUCCUAUCAGAGAUUGAGGCCCCAAUCAUACCAGUUGCUAAACCCAAGAGAGGCCGACCAUGUCGAUUAGACAGUACCAGCUCUCAAUCGAGUGUCGGUCCUCGUCAGAGCCCCAAGACUCCAAACACUCCUACAGUUCCAACAACACCUACUUUUGCCCCUCCCAAGACAAUGUCUCACAGUACUUUGAGUACACCAGAGCACCCAUCUAUGGAUGAUGUACCUGUUGGGAUGAAGGUUGAUCCAUUGCACUCUAGAACAAGCAUGGACUCUGACAUAUUUUCACAAAAUUCGAAGAACAUAUUUUCUGAAGAUUUGUUGCCAGACCCUCCAAGAUCAAAUAUUUCCCCAGAGAUGCACAGACAAGCCAGCUUCAGAUCUCAGUAUGGUUCUCUUGACAUCAAUGACGAUGCAGCAGGCUUUGACAAUGACGAUGACUUUGGAGGAUUACCAAGCGUUAGUUCAGCUAUAGCUCGUAUGGGCAUUCCAACAGGCUCUGAGUUUGAUGUCCAGCAUCGAACCACUACAGACUUGCCUCAUCCAGUUUCUCUUUCAACUUUGAUGUCAGGACCACUUUCUACAGCCAUGCAAGCUGGGCUUGAAACUAGGACAGACAUGAAAAUGGGUGUAGGAGCUCUAGAUCUUACUGUUGCUAACCUUGCAAAGAGCAUGAGUAUCCCGGCUAUCCCUACAACACAAAGAGGGCGACCUGGGCCUAAUAUGCAAGGUGUUACCAACCUAUCCCAGUCAUUGCCAGCAGCUCGCCCUAGAAUCCCAGUCUCUAAAGGCAAACCUAAGAAUUUCAUUGAGUCUAGUCUUGCCUUUCAAACUGAAAAACCAAAACCAUCCAAGAAACGUGGACGCAAACCAGUGAAGGACUCUGGAGGAUUCUCUGAUUCGGAGGCUCCCAAGACCAAAAAGCUGAGGAAACCAGGUAGACUCAAGAAAGAAAGAAGGCUGCCAGAGUACAGCAGCGAGUCAUCUCCAGAACCAUGCCAGGAUGUUGCACGGUAUUCCAGCAUAACAAUGGCUGUCAACGAAGAGGAACCACUGAAAAUGACAUUUAAAACCAUUCGCCACAAGCCAGACAGAGACCAAAAAUUGAAGGGAAAAGAUCCAGGUCCUGCUCCCAAGAUUAAGAUCAGAUCUAUGACCAGUGGAGAUUCUGCUACCCCAUCUCCCAAUCCUGUUGUGAGGGAAAUCAAAGAAGAGAAACCUCAUAUGAAGCCAGAACAUAAGGUUGAACAACCUGAGAAAGUCGAGACCACUGUUCAGUCUGUCAGGACAGAAUCACCCGUUAUGAAAUCUGUUAAGACAGAAUCACCUGUUAUGAAAUUUGAUAACCCCAAGGAAACCAAGGUUAUGAGAAACGAGAGUUUGCCAAAACUUCAGAAAGAACUUUCAACGGGCCACAGAUCUGAAGAGCAGACUAACAGAGGAACAUCUCAAGAGCUACCUAAAGGAAGCCAUGACAUUACUGGUUUCAAAUCAGAACACUUGGGUGUCAAAUCUACUGGAAUCACUAAAAUAACUGCUAUAACACAUAUGCCAAAGGUAAAGAAUGAGCAGAUGAAGAAAAGUAGACCGAUUGAAAGUAGUCAGAGACCAAGCCCUGUUUCAAAGUCACCCAUAGCUGAUUUCUUUCCAAAGAAGAGCUUGGCAAACUUGCCUCGCAUUCCAAAGAUCAGUAAGCAAACAUCAGAGGGUAAGCAGUUGCUAACCCCCAAGACUCCCACUAUUUCGAAGCCUGCUGGCAGUCCUUCACCAUCAACUAAAAGUUUAAUGGGUUCUUCUCCAAAGAAAUCCAGCUGGGGUAAAGGAGACCCCUCAAAAGUGGGAUCUACCAAGAAGUUGGUAACUGCACAGCGUUUCAGCUCAGUUAGUCCAACAGGAAGAAAGCCAGAUGGUAUGAGACCAGGGAAACCAUUUUCCAGUGGUAACAAAUCUCCAUUGACAGUAGGCCAGGGCAACCGAAAACCGGGAUUGAAUAUUAUAUCAAAGUCAUUGUCCACUCCAACACAAAGCCCCAAUUCUUCCAAGGCAAGUGCAGGACUCAUUCAUGCUCCCAAUAAGAAUGUAUCAAGUCCAACGACUGGAGUUUCAAAGGCAAUAAGCUCACAAGUAAGGCCAUCUGGUACAGUGAGUCCUGUACCCAAAACUCUAGCUGGGAUUACAUCAAAAGCUCAGACAACUCCAAUAUCAUUAUCAGCACCAAGCAAAUUAGCAAGCAGUCAAGCUGUCCCUGUCAGCUCCUCUAUAAAGACUUCCUCAGUUGUACCGAGUACUACAACUUCUUCAAGUGGCACAAGCUCAGGUUCAAGUACAAAAGCCAUUUCAAGUUCUCCUGUCUCUAUGGCUCGAUUAGUACCUGUAGCUAGCACAAGUUCAACAUCAUCCUCAAGCUCAGUUCGAUCAGUAUCUGUAGCUAACGCAAGUUCAACAUCAUCCUCAAGCUCAACUACAGCUACUACUUCAGUUCCAACUACACCCUCCAUUACCACAACCACCUCAAUUACAUCAUGUGCUACUGGAAGUGCUUUACCUGUUUCCAAGUCAGUGACACCCCCACCAGUGAACCUGGUUCCUUCAUCAAAGUCAUACCCUGCUAUAACAGGGAUUAAGACAGUUUCUAAUAGACCACCACCUCUUGUGAUUCCUACAAAUAUCAAGGUGCCGGCUCCAUCUGUAACAUCGCCACCAACACCAUCAUCUGUUGGCACACCCACCAGUGCUGGACCAAACUCAGCAAAGCUGACAACACCUAAGCCUGGUAUGCGUGCUAACCGGAAAUGCUCCCUCAUGGGCAUCAUCGAUAAGAUAAAGGAGAAAAACGAAAAGGUUGAUAAGACUGAUAAAGUCGAGAAGGUUGAAAAGAGUGAAAAGACUGAAAGAAAAGGCCUCUUUAGUGCACUUGGAUCCGGAACGCCAGGAGUAACAGAAUCAGGAAAUGAUGAUGAGAAGGCGAUAGAUGCCACAGAGAAGGAGGCUAAAGAGACUGUUCCCACAGACGAGAGUGGAGCAGAGAAACCUCAAAUGUCUAAAGAAAAUAAACCUGUUGCCAGUUCUAAGGCAGAUGAUUACCCAACCAAGGAGAGCAAGUCCAUGACAAUGCCUCCUACAAAAUCGGACACUACCAAGACACCAGUCCCUAAGGUAUCUUCUGCUAGCAGUCAAUUACCUGCUCGCCAACCAUCACCAUCACUAAGCACUAAACCAAGUGGAUUGACCUCCUCUCCAUCUAGCCAAGGACCCAGUUCAGUCAAGGGCAAAUCAUCUCCUAAGCAUCCUUCUCAGUCUCGUCCCCCUAAAGUCAGCACCCCACCCUUGACAGGCUCUCAAAAGAGAUCAAGCAGUCCAACAGGAAAGAGUAUAUCCAUCAAACAAAGCAAGCCUUCACCAUUAACCAGCAGUAGCUCAUCAACUCCAACAUCCAUGAGUAGCCCUGUGAAGGCAAGGCCUGGGUCAUCCCCAAUGCAACGGACAAGACCAAUCAUUCUCAGCCACUCCUUGUCAACUUAUCAAUCCCCAGAGAAGGGUCAGCAAAAAGUUACCAAAGUACAACUUGCCAUGCAGCCAGACCUCAUGCCACAUUCUACUCUUCCUGGGCAAGGAACCUCUGCAUCAAAUGUUAGUAAAGGGCAGACUGGUUCAUCUCAAGUAUGUGUGCCUUCUCCAUCUAUCAAACCUCAGGCGGUAUCGAUUAACAAACCAACACAAGACCCUACCAAGAAAUCAACAACUGUAACACCAAAACCAACAGAUACAACAAAGUCUGAUAUCAAACUGGUCACUACUACUCCUAAGCCAGUUAAAGUAGAUCAAAGUGCAAUCAUGAAGCCUAAACCAAACAAUGGGAAAGAACCUAGCUCACAAUCACAACAGAACAGUCAACGAUCUGAUGCCAAAGGAUCUUCUGACAAUGGAAGUUCUAAGAUGCCAUCCAUGAGUUCAAAGAAACCUGACUCCAAACCAACAGAUCCAAGGGCAAGAAAGGACUCCCUGGGGUCAAGUAAAGACAAAGAUGGUGAAACUUCAAAGUCACCCAAACCUGCUGUUGUGAGAUCAGUAUCCAAAGAAUCAAAAAUUUCAUUCGGUAGUGGAAGCCAAGAUGGGAAGACAUCAACGAAACCUGAACUGAAGCAGACUACCGAGUCAGCUCAAAAGGUGAAGGUGAUUCCUCCACUAGUUAAAUCUGUUUCCCAGGGUGAUAAAGAGAAAUUGAAGGGUGAUGAAUUCAGAAAGUCUGAAUCUAAGAACAUUGUACCAGAGAUAAAGGGAAUAGACAAACAAGAAGUUUCUGAAGAAAUCAAUAAGAUAUCUACAUCUGCAAAACCUCAAGGAAUUGACUUCAAGGUGCCAAGCCCAGCCAUGGUACCAAGUCCUAAGACCUCGGCAGUGAGCCCCAGGCCUUUGAUAAAACCAGUCGGCUCUCCCAAACCAGUUGUUGCUUACUCACCAAAAGCACCAAGUCCACAUUCAUCUGCCAGUGGUGUUCCUAGCCCAGGAAGUGCUUUAAGUCCUAAGGCCCCAACCAAGAGAUCAGCAACACCAGUAGGUAACCAGCCCCCACCGCCAAAGAAACAGUGUACCAUUUCAACCCCCUACAGCCCAGUGGAAAGUGAUGAUGAUUUUGGCAUGAUCAUCGACAUGCCUCAGUCUCCCAGAAGCAUUUCGCAGCAGAAGUCUCAGAGGUCACCUCGGCCAGAUAGCAGGAACAGUAAUACCCAGACCGAGGGUGGAUCCACAUCACCAAGGAGUGCUGUGGCCCACUCCCCUCUAGGACAGCUUGCACAGUCACCUCUGGGAAUAGGCAAGUCUCCUGCUUCAGUCAAGAGUAUUGCUAGCUCAGAUAGUAUCAGCAGGAGUCCUUGUAAGAUAGAUGAUGAUCUGAUGGAUGAAGCUCUUACCAGUUGCAUCCAGACAGAAGAUGUUUAGAAUCCUAUCACUCUAACAAACAUGUCCAGCUUUACCACAAGUUUGAGGAGAUCAUGCUCUAUCAAUAUUUUGAUAGUUGCUUUUGUAAUCAUUGCCCAUUUUUAUUUUGGAAGAAGUAAGAUUAAAACCAGAAUUAUUAAGAGUAAAAUGAUUUGAAAUUUCAAUUCAAAAGUGCUUAAUAAAAAAUAUCCUUUUGAAAACCUGUCUUAGAUAUUGGAGAAAGAUAAAGUAAUUUGAAAUACUGGAAAAACAACAAUUGAUGGAAUUUAUGAUUUACCGGUAAACUGAAAUAAUGAGCACUGUACAGGGGGUUACAGAGAGAUUUUUCUUUUUCUGAUGUUGUACAGUUUUUUAAUUUCUGAUUGACAUUACCCAUAGUUUCAAUGUCAAUAAGAAAUUUGAAAUAUGUCAGAUUUUGACAAAUCUAUCAAGGUAACUUUGAGCAACUCUUUGAUUUUUAUUAGGAGAAAAAUUAUUUCCUUAAUGGUUUAUUUGUAUUAUUUUGUAAUUAUUCAUCAAUUCAAAUUUUGAUUUUGCAUCAGUACCAUAGUGCAGAUAUAGGGUAUUUUUUCUAGCACCCCUUUUAACAGUGUCUUUUUUAAAACAUUCUGCCUCAUCAUGUGAUCUAAACUAUAUUCAUGUAAAGGUUAUUGCACAUCUUAUUUACUCUGCAGUCUGCAUUAAUCUUUAUGACUAGUCUUUUGAAACAUUUUGCUCCACUGGUAAGCAUUUUGAUGUUCUUGAAAAUUGAAAAAUAGAUCUCUCAACAGUUGGGCUCGAUAAGCACAGGUAUGCACCAAAUUCAAGGCUUUUGACUUUGUUUUGCUUGACAAGCAGCAGUGGCUAUUGAUAAAUGUUCAUACACCUGUACAUGUAUAUUGUAAGUCAUAUAUAAAACUCAGGAUUUAUGUUGUGAAAUGCAUUCAGUGGACACUAUUGUGAUUGUUAGACUAUCUUACAAUUACUGCAAGUCAACAGACGAGGCGGUGAGACGUGAUCUAGAUUCAACCAUUUAAUACCACACAGCCCAGUCUCGUAUCUGGUGAAGUGUAGUCUUAUUUCAAGCAGUUACAAUAAUGCACAUUAUACUACAGACGCAGGUGCUCGUCCUCAUUAAAAGUCGCAUUCAGUCAUGACAUGAUUAACCACCUAAACAAAUACAGCAGCAGCUGAAAUUUACAUGUAAUGGCCAGAGUGAAAAUGGCUCCAGUACAUACUCCCGAUCAACAUGUAUGUGUUUUUAGAUACAGUAGUAUGAGCGGUGUAUGUGUGCCACAUUUGACUGUGCCCAAGCAGUUCUUUUCUGGGGUUUACAGACAGCCUUGUUUUAGUAGACAUUUCAAAGUACAUGUACGUUGAGAUUGAGACUGGUACAUUUUUUUUCUAUACAAGUUUUUGUUUUAUUUGUAAGGCUGGUAGUUUUUAGGAUUGAUAAUUAGACUUGAGUUGUUCUUCACACCUCUUGUAUGAUCUUGUCUUGGGUAUGGGACAUUUUUUGUCACUUUUUAUAUAAAUUUUAUUUUAUGGUGCAAGUUCAACUGACUGGCUAAGGACAGCCAUGUAUUAAAAUAGCUGUUAGAAGCAGAGUAGAUGAUUAUAGCAGCUUACUAUUUCUAGGUCUUAUCUUUUUGAUAGACAAAGAUAAUACAGCCCUUAUUGUUCAUUGGAAGAUAACAGAAUCUAAAAAUCAACUCUUUCUUUGCGGUAUAUGCAAAUCAUCAGGACUUAGCAUAUGUGCUGCUAUUCGACAAGCUUUUUUUCCAAUUAAUGGUACACUGUAUAAACGUGGACCCAGCAUUACUCUAGCCUGCAGCUUGUGUGUACUGUAGAUGCUAAAAUAAAAACACUGUACUUUUAGGAGAAUUUUGAGUUCCUUGUAUAUGUUUGAAAAUAAUAUUCAUAUCACCUGGCGUAAGAUUGGGUUGUUAACAUAUGAUACAUCUUUUUGACAAUUGUAAUCAAAUGAACCAUACUUCUUUGUUUCAAUGUUAAUGAGUACAUGUAUUUAUAUAGAUGUGUUAAUAUGAUAGAUAGCUUCAACAUUUUGUAUAUCUGUAAAGUGUGCAUGCAUGUCACGAGACGAAGAGGUCAAACUUUAAUUGGAUAAAUGAAAGGUUGACAUGCGUAAUAUUAUUAAUAAUGAUCUAGUUAAAUCUUUUGUUAACAUCACAUUGAAAACAAUAGUUGUUGUUCUCUCUAGGUCUCAGUAGUGAGCCUUGGAGCAAAGAAUUUAUUCUUUGGUUUAGGGAACCAGCUUAUGGAGAAAGGCAAUAGAAAAAGAACUGAAGAAUGGUAUAAGAUACAUGUACAUUUAUAGGAGUAUAGGUUAUACAUUUAGCAAGGAGUCAUUAAUCAUGAGAUAUAAGCAACAUUGUAACACAUACCGUUAAUUAUUGUGUUGUUGUCAAUGUACAAAUUAUCAUGAUUUGCAUGCUAAUAUUAUACGAAUAUACAGCAAGAAUAAAGUGUGGACAAAA
Molecule: messenger RNA, 9827 nt
Organism: Strongylocentrotus purpuratus (purple sea urchin)
Lineage: Eukaryota; Metazoa; Echinodermata; Echinoidea; Camarodonta; Strongylocentrotidae
Gene: med1
Product: mediator of RNA polymerase II transcription subunit 1
Exons: 16
Coding region: 85-7350 (2421 amino acids)
Biological process (GO): regulation of transcription by RNA polymerase II
Cellular component (GO): mediator complex
Molecular function (GO): transcription coregulator activity
Source: RefSeq, a predicted model, not a curated record